Malaya genurostris is the source of this 7613-nucleotide messenger RNA. RefSeq names its product protein crumbs (gene crb). The record is from RefSeq and is a predicted model, not a curated record. Lineage: Eukaryota; Metazoa; Arthropoda; Insecta; Diptera; Culicidae. The transcript has 11 exons. Gene Ontology annotation, molecular function: calcium ion binding. The coding region runs from base 422 to 6661 and encodes 2079 amino acids. Gene Ontology annotation, biological process: heterophilic cell-cell adhesion; establishment or maintenance of epithelial cell apical/basal polarity. Gene Ontology annotation, cellular component: protein-containing complex; plasma membrane.
UCGGUGCGUGCGGAUGGGGCUUUGUCGCGUUUCGGUCGGUGUCCAGUCGGAUUAUGUUUUGAACCAUUCCUCUGUCGUGCGUCUCGUUCACUCUACCGGGCCGUUGGUCGCGUCCGAGUGAGAUCGAAGUUCUAAGUGUUUUUUUUUUUUUGCUGUGUGCUGUGUGUGCCAGUUCGGGGUGUAAGUGAAGUGCUUCUUUUCUUUUCUUUUCUUUACUUUUCGUGUCGGAUUGGUGAAAAGCACAGAAACGCAACAGCGGUGGAUCAAAGAUUCGGGCAGGUUCUCGAGUAACCAGACCAACCACCGUAACGUAAUCAGGAGGGGGAAAACGGCAAAUAUAAUUAGUGUGUUCUGUGUGAUAUUUUUGUGACCUACACGGGGAGUCUAAAUGAAGAGGUUAUAGCGACUGACAGCAUCCAAAAUGCGGUUUAAUUCUCUCUUCGCUCCCACCAUCGGAGUGCUCAUACUAGUGCUAUGCUCAUCCCGGACCGCAUCGAUACAGGUGGAGAAGGAAGCCUACUUCAAUGGUUCAUCGUACCUUAGGUUAAAGACGCCAAUGACCCUAUGGAGCCAUUCGGCGAUUAGUUUUAAGACCUGCCGAGGGGGAGAAAUCCUGUCUCAGCGAUAUGCCAGCCAUGCCCUGCUGGUUUCAGUACUGCCGGAUUCGAUUUCGAUAGUGCUGUCAGCGCCCAAUAAUCAACCGCUCGAGGCGCGUGUUCCGGGUCGCUACCUGGACAACAAAUGGCACACGCUACAGUUCGUGUACCAGCUGGGCACGUUGUACUGCAUCAUCGACAAGCAGUCGACAACGAUCGCCAAUCAAACCCUAAACUCCCAGCUGAUCACGAACAAAUACAUCAAGGACGAAGCUGCGGUGUUGAUUCUGGGUAAUCACUACUCGGGAUGUUUGCUGCACGGUCCCGGACUGGUGUUCAACCAAAGUGCAAUGAACUACGAAGGGGUUGUGUUUGGUCCCUGUCCUUUGGCGCCAGGACCGUGCACGGAUCAUGACGUGCUGGCUGGGCCACCGAAGGAUCACUGCGCUACCGAUCCUUGCAUGCAGCAUGGAACGUGCAUUUCACGACCCGAUGGGUACGAGUGUCACUGCACUUCAAGGUUUAAGGGAAAAAAUUGUGAAAUUGACACGGGAAAUCCUUGCCAGUCGCACCCGUGUCAGCAUGGGAGCACCUGUAAAGAAGAUCCCAAAGGUGACUACAAGUGCAUCUGUGCCCCGGGAUAUACGGGUAUUCUUUGUGAAACGGAGCUCAGCUCCCAUCCGUUGUGUGAAUCGAAUCCGUGUCUGAACGAAGGAAUUUGUCGAGUUCCGCCGGGUAAAAAUAGCUACGAGUGUGACUGUUUGAAGGGUUUUAUCGGAGCACGGUGUGAGAUCAACUGGGACGAUUGCAAACCGAAUCUGUGUCUGAACGGUGGUAAAUGUGUGGACGGAAUCGAUGCAUUCACCUGUGACUGCAAGGGAACCGGUUACGGGGGAACCCUCUGUCAGAACAACAUCGACGAGUGUUCGGUGAAUCCCUGUCUGAACGGGGGAACCUGCUUCGACACGUACGGAUCGUAUCUUUGCGAAUGUCCCACCGGUUUCACCGGUGCCAACUGUCAGCUUAGCGUCAACGAGUGCAAAUCGCAACCGUGCCAGCACGGUGGCACCUGUAUCGACACCCAGGAGGGCUUCGAUUGUCACUGUUUGCCAGGAUUUUCCGGAGAGCUGUGCGAAAUUGCACCGGGCUGCAGCCAGUGUCCGAUCGAUUCCGACUGCAUCGGUGGUCAGUGUGUUUGCAAACCGGGCACCACAGGUUCCCGCUGUGAAUCACCCAUCGCGUUGCCCUACUCGGACAAGGACAAAGAUUGCAACUGCCUGAACGGUGGUAGCUGUCCACCGAACAGUUCCACCUGCAUCUGCCCGCAAGGAUACGAAGGACAGCACUGUGAAUCGCUGGCGGUCUGUUCGACAGCCAACUGUCCGGAACCGUUCCGCUGCAUCGGAGGGAAAUGUCAGUGCCCGGAAAAUAUGAACUGUGAUCAUGUGUGCGCGUCGUCGCCGUGUCUCCACAAUGGUUCCUGCUUUACGCAAGGUCAGGACUACUUCUGCCAGUGCCCGCCGGGAUACGAAGGCAAACGGUGUGAAAGUGAUGUGGAUGAGUGUAAAAUUAAAGAUAAGAUCUGUGUGAAUGGUAUCUGCCAGAAUACGCCUGGCUCAUUUCGGUGCUUCUGUACGCCCGGUUAUACCGGGUUGAAUUGUGAUCUCGAUGUCGACGAGUGCCUUAGCCAUCCUUGUAAAAAUAAUGCUCAGUGUUUGAACCGGGAAAAUGAUUACGAGUGCAUUUGUCAGCCGGGAUACAGUGGGAAAGAUUGUAGCAUCGAUAUCGAUGAGUGCGAAAGCAAUCCAUGCUCGAAAGGAUCCACCUGCAUCGACAAAGUGGCCAACUUUUCCUGCAUGUGCAUCCCCGGAAUGACGGGCCGGCUGUGCGAGAUAGACAUCGACGAUUGUGAGUCUCAACCGUGCCUGAACGGAGGUCGCUGUAUCGAUCAGUUGGGCGGAUUCCUGUGCAACUGUAACCAGACCGGAUAUUCCGGUUCAUUUUGUCAGCUCAACAUCGACGAGUGUGAAUCGAAUCCUUGCACCAACGGUGCCGAGUGUAUCGACAAGGUGAACGAUUAUACGUGCAAGUGCUACCCGGGAUACAGUGGAAAAAAUUGCGACGAAGACGUCGACGAGUGCGAAUCCAAUCCCUGUCAGUAUUCGGGAAAGUGUCUACAGCGGUCCAACAUAACACUGUACUAUUCGAACAAUAAAAACCUGCCGGCCAUUUUUUCGCAACAGUUUUCCUUCCAAAAUGCCAGUGGGUACGAGUGUAUUUGUGUACCCGGAACGAUGGGUAAAAAUUGUGAGGUUAACAUCAACGAGUGCGACAGCAGUCCGUGUAAAAACGGGAAUUGCGUUGACGGAAUCGGGAACUAUACGUGCGAGUGUGAUCCGGGUUUUGAAGGGCUCCAUUGCGAGACGGAUAUUGACGAGUGCUUGAAGUACCAACCAUGUGUUCAUGGAACCUGUAUGGAUGGGCGCAAUAAUUACAACUGUGAUUGUGAUGGGCUUUGGGGAGGAAAGAACUGUUCGGUUCGACUGACAGGGUGUGUCAAUGAACCGUGUCUGAACGGUGGUGCUUGUAUACCGUAUUUGGAAAAUGAGACUCAGCAUAAGUUUAACUGUUCCUGCCGGCAGGGAUUUCAGGGAAAAACGUGUGAUACCGUCACGACAAUGUCGCUUGCUGCUAGUAGUUUACUGAUCGUGAACACUUCCCGAGACGAAGGAUACGAUAUCCAAUUGAGAUUCAAGACAACCUUACCGAAUGGAAUUUUAGCAUUCGGAAAUGGAGCUACCUCAUACAUUCUAGUACUGAACAACGGUCGACUGAAUCUCCAUUCGGCACUGCUGAAUCGCUGGGAAGGAGUAUUCAUCGGAUCCGGCUUGAACGAUAGCAAAUGGCAGAAGGUGUUUGUGGCGAUCAACUCGUCGCAUUUGGUUCUGUCGGCCAACGAAGAACAAACGAUCUAUCCAAUCAAUUCCUACGAGGGAACCAACGGUAGCAAUACAUCCUUCCCGAUCACCUAUCUGGGAGGAACAACGCCAACACUGGCUCAACCUUACCUGAAACACAUCGCCAGAGCCGUAUCCAGUUUCGUCGGUUGCAUGGAAGACGUUGUUAUCAAUGGGCAAUGGGUGCUCCCGGGUCAGGAGCAAGAGUUUACAACUCUGCACAAUAUCGACACCGGAUGUCCGCGAACGCCACAGUGCGAACCGAAUCCGUGUAAUUCAAACGGUCACUGUACCGAUCUGUGGCAUACGUUUGCCUGCAGUUGUCAGCGGCCUCAUUUGGGACAUACUUGCAAGUACAACAUAACUGCAGCGACAUUUGGCCACGAAAACACCACCCGGUCAGCUGUCAAGGUCAUCGUAAGUGAGUCAGCGCGUCGCGCCAUUCGAUCGGUUUUGGAUAUUUCAAUGUUUAUCCGAACCCGGGAAGGAUCAGGUAUGGUGUUCUACCUUGGAAGUGAUCAGGAUAUGGAUAACAAUCAAAACCCGGCCGAUGACUCGUAUGUGGCUGCUUUCCUGUCCAAAGGAGAACUGCUCGUCCGUAUGAGUUUCAACGAUACACCCGAAGGCUACACGGUCGGUGGUAACAAACUUGACAACGGUUAUCUACACUUGAUUGAAGUCAUCCGGAACUCUACGCUGGUACAGGUCAAACUGAAUGGAACUGAAUACUUCCGAAAAACACUCUCAUCUUCGGGUCAACUCAAUGCUCAGGUACUGUAUCUGGGUGGACCUCCGCCGUAUGCCGAUUCAAUUAACAGUUUGUACAAAGAUGAGUUGUACAAACUCGCGGAAAAGCAGUUCUUCAAGGGUAUAAUUCAGGACGUUCAGGUGUCCAAUGGAUCCCACGCCAUGAUCGUCGAACUGUAUCCAUUGAACGAAGAAGGUCUGAUUCUACCGCCACCAUUCGGAAAAGUCACCAUCGAUCGCAGCUCGGUGCUGGAGGGCGUUGUCACAGACGACCUGUGCCGUAAUCAACCCUGCAAACACGAUGCCAUCUGUGCCAACACCUGGAAUGAUUUCGUUAACUGCUGCAGGUGGAACCACUUGAAGGAUACUCUCCAUAAGCUUAAGCGUAUGUGGAUAGAUCAACUCUUAGCUAGAUGCACUUGUCCGCGAGGCUACAAAGGCAAAUUCUGCCAGGAGAUACAGUUCUGUGAGCUGCAGAAAUGCCCUCAGAACGCCACAUGUCAGAAUUUGGACACCGGCUAUGAGUGUAUUUCGAACAUGACUUUCCACGAUGACAACGAGCCGUUGAAAUACUCGUUCAAUUCGGGUGCGGUGGAUCUUCUGCACAAUGCUAAGGAAAGUAACAACAAUAACAACAACAUGGAAACGAUAGAGAUUUCCUACCGCACCAAGUUCGGCGGAACUCUGCUCUACGUGCAGGACAGUGACAUGUACUUUGAGAUUUCGACCAUCAGAAAGCUGGUCACCAUUUCGUGGCGACUGUCAAUGGACCUGCCGGAACAGUACCGAUUCGAGUAUGAAGAUGAUGACAACUACGGAUGGCACACGGUGUUCAUAUUGGUCACGCCGAACGGAAAAUUGGAAGCCGGAUGGAAAGGAUGGGAAACGCCUCUGGAUCCUCAGCCUACUAUCUCGGUCAGUAUCGAUUACUUGGCGUUCAAACAUCUGUUCUCGGGCAGGCACUUCAUCUACUUGGGAGGUAUGCCCGCCAAUGCCGGUAUUGAGAGCAAUUCCGUUGUGAACGGUGGAAUCGAUAAGGGGUCAACCUUCAAAGGAUGCCUCGGAGAAACCCGUGUCGGAGGAUAUUUAUUACCAUAUUUUCCACACAACGUGAUAUACCCGGACACAUUCCAAUUUAGUGGUCCUCAUUUCAAUCUUAACUCAAGUCAACCGGAAGAGGGUUGCGUACUGUGCUUCCAGCAGUCCUGCAAGAACGGUGGAAUCUGCAGUAAUCCGUCGGAGAAGUAUGCCUGCGAUUGUCCGGCCGGUUACGAAAGUGAUGACUGUUCACAGAACAUCGAUGAAUGUCUAACGGCCAACUGUACCAACAACUCGACCUGCAUAGACGGAGUGGCCAGCUUUACCUGUCGGUGCCUGGAGGGUUACGAGGGAGAUCUGUGCGAAUUCGAAAUCGACGAGUGUAUGUCCAAUCCGUGUCAUAACGGUGGAACAUGUACCGAUCUUGUGGCAGGCUACCAGUGCCAAUGUACGGAGGAAUACGUGGGACUACAGUGCGAUACGUUCCGGUUGGUGACCUGUGAGAAUCAACCGUGCAGGAACGGAUCGAUUUGUAUUGACGGUUUCAAUUCCACAACGGGUAAUAAUUUUACUUGCUCCUGUAAGACCGGUUUUGCUGGACCACUGUGUGAUACUCCAUUCUGUCUGCUCGAAGAAUGCCGAAACGAUGGAGUGUGCAUUGCCAACGACGAGAAUGUUCCCAUCUGUCGGUGUAAUUCCGGAUAUACGGGACGAUUCUGUGAAAUCGAAAUCGACGAAUGCGAAUCGGCACCGUGUCUCAACGGUGGCCAAUGUAUUGAUUUUAUAAAUCUCUACCGAUGUAAUUGUUCGGGCACCGGAUUUGACGGGCUAAAUUGCGAAAUGGAUAUUGACGAAUGUUACGAAGAACGAAUCAAAUGCGGUGGGCGUGGUUUGUGCAUAAAUACGAGAGGAUCGUUCAGGUGCCAAUGUGACGAAGGCAUGUGCGGGAAGGAAUGUGCUCAGAUUGAUCCGUGUCGUGACAAUCCAAGCAUUUGUGAAAAUGGUGGAAUUUGCAUAGAAGACUGUGACAAAGACUAUCGGUACUAUUGCAAUUGUACCGCCGGAUUUACGGGAAUCAACUGUUCCGAGCAGGCUGUACUGGAAGCGGAGGGAACAACCGGUGCGGACAUUGCCCUCAUCGUGGUCCCCGUGGUGAUCGGCAUCCUGGCACUGGCAGGAGCACUGAUCGGGACGUUUCUGGUGAUGGCACGGAACAAACGGGCCACCCGCGGCACGUACAGUCCCAGUGCCCAGGAGUACUGCAACCCCAGACUGGAGAUGGACAACAUGCUGAAGAUACCGCCCGAAGAACGACUUAUCUAGUGUUUUUUUCUUCUACGAACUGCGUUCGUAUCAGUGUUUCCUUGUUGUACGUUAAGUGAGCUUCGUGUUUUGUUUAUAUUUUCGUCGAGAGGAGCAAAUGCGCGGAAAAUUUAAAAUCCUACGGUCAGGUGUCGUUUGUUUUUGUAGAUAUGAAACUUUAAUGAUCUUGUUAUGGCCACGUGGUUGCAUGAUUGUGAAUAGACUACAGACUUUUACUCAUAGUAGAAAAAAAACCAGCUUAAAUUAAAAUAAUCACUAACUAGCUUUUAAGUUAAAAAUACAAAAUAACAUCCCGUGGAUCAACUUGUGAAAGAGCUAGUGGUAGAUUUUUGUACUUAAAAUCUAUAGGAAGGCGAACAACAAAGUUUUAACUAAAUAAUAAAUAAAUAUUGUGAUAUGAAUCCCUUACACAGAAUAUGUUACGGUAAGACAAAAAUGAGUAUUUUAACGUAACUCGAAGCUGUCCUGAAAAAUAAAACACUCGGGAGAUUGAAUCUGAACAUGCCUUAAUACAAACACUGUUUUUUUUAGAAUGCUUUAAACUAUCCAUGCGAAUUCCGUCCAUUAGCAUGCUUAUAGGCCCUUUUAAUACAAUGCAAAGCAAACUAAUGAAAAUACCUAAAUUCAAGUGCCGUAUGUUUUGAGAAGAAUACGAAAUUUUACUGCAACCCAAACUUCCUUAAAUUGAAGUUGGACUAGAAGAAUAUAUGAAAGAAGUAAGACACUUACAUCUCUCUUACGGUAGACUGAAAUUCUUGAACGGAAAUUAGAUGCCUUCAUUUUAACUAGUGUUCUUAUUACUGUAGCAAAGUAUUUUUUUUAGGUAACUAUGAACAAGAACGAUGCUGCAUGUUUGUAAAGUAUAUUGUAAGUUAUAAAGCAGAUAUUUUAAAACGUCGUUGAUAGGAUUAGUGUAUAAUAAAACGAAUAAAUAAAUAUUUAAAUCCAUAAA